UCGACCACACGAUCAUGGACCAGUCUCGAGCCAUCAACGCGCUGGCGCCCUUUGUGGCACUGGCCAAAUCCGCCAACUCACCACGAGCAGCCGCCGACCUGGUGCAACAGGCGACAUCAGCACCAAACACCUACGUCUUCGCCGAGCUGCUGCAACAGCCCAACAUUCGCGCUCUGGCCGACAAUGAGCAGUUCGCCCCUACCCUCACGCUCCUCCAGACCUUUGCUUGGGGCACGUGGGAAACAUACAAGUCCACUUCUGGCCUUCCGGCACUCUCUGAUGCUCAAGCGCUGAAGUUGCGCCUGCUCUCACUCCUCAGCUUUGCCGCCGAAAAGGGCAAUGCCUCGACACUCAACUAUGCCUCGCUCUGCUCCCGCCUCGAUCUCUCCUCGACUGUCGACCUGGAGCACCUCGUUACCCAGGCCAUCUACAGCAAUCUCAUUACUGCUACCCUGAACCCAGCCGCUCAGACUGUUGUCAUCACCUCAGUAGCACCCCUCCGAGACAUUGCCCCAGGAAGCAUUCAGACUAUGGUGUCAGAAUUGGCCGCUUGGAGUGGACGUUGCGAUGCCGUGCUCGAACAGCUGGAAGCGGAGAUUCGGAAGGUCAAGGCGGAUGCAGAGAAGCGCGCCAAGAGAGAGUCAAAGGCAGACAAGCAGUUCAAAGCCGUCACCGAACAAGCUGAGAAGGGUGGAAAGAGCGACGGAGGCAUCAUGGGCUCUCGACCAGGCCCCAAUACCCGAGGCGCCAAUAAGCGUGAUCAGGCAGACGAGGACGAAGACUACGAUGAUGCCAUGGACCUCGAUGAUGGCGGCCGUGCAGCUGGAGGCAAAAAGAGGAGUGGUGGUAUAUUGGGAAAGCUGACGGGCAAGGGAUCCAAAUAGUAGGAGGCAUCCUUCGCGUGCUGGACUUUUACCAAUAUCUGAUCACACCACCUCUGCCAAAGUUGCCAGGAAUUAUUCGGAAAGAAGGAACGCUUUAACCUAACAGAUGGCCAUCCGCGGCGCUGGCUGCGAACAUUUCCAUGACGAGACACCCUCCACACACUGCCAGAUUUUGUCGCACACAGGUGUGACAAAUCACCCAACAGGCGGGAAUAUGGCAGACUAUAGGCGCUACCAACUCCUCGAAAGGCUACGAUCCGGCUAUGAGUGCCGACUUCAGCCCUUGGAGCACGCAGGCUGCAGAAGGAGCAAGCCAUGACGGCAGUAUCAAUCACAGCCGCAGACGACAUCACGUAGCAUGAAUGAAUGAUUGUAUGAGAAGACAUACGA
Messenger RNA from Cercospora beticola, 1274 nucleotides. RefSeq lists its product as uncharacterized. Gene Ontology annotation, cellular component: COP9 signalosome. The record is from RefSeq and is a predicted model, not a curated record. Lineage: Eukaryota; Fungi; Ascomycota; Dothideomycetes; Mycosphaerellales; Mycosphaerellaceae.